AUGGCUCAAGCAAUCAAGAAUGUUAUGGUGAUGGGCGCUGGAGGUCUCUUUGGCACUGAGGUCUUUGUAGCACUCCAAAAAGCAAACGCUUUCAACUUAACCGUUCUCUCCCGCAAAUGUUCGAAGUCUACCUUCCCUUCGAACAUCAAGGUCUACAAGGUAGAUGACGAUUAUCCACUCGAUCAGCUCGUUGAAGCCUUCAAAGGUCACGAUGCCCUUGUCUCAGCGCUGCCUGGACGACCCUAUACAGUUCACCUUCGCAUGAUCGAUGCUGCUGUACAAGCAGGAGUCAAGCGUUUCAUCCCUUCUGAAUAUGGCAACAACACCUGCACCGCAGCUGCCGAUCUUGUUCCCCUUUACGCCGACAAGGCUAAGAUCCUCGCGUACCUAAAGACCAAAGAGAGUACUGGAUUGAGUUGGACAGCUAUUCAUGCAGGACAAUUCUUUGAUUGGGGUCUCGAGAGCGGAUGGCUCGACUAUCAUUUGGAGGAAAAACGUGUUACGAUCUACGAUUCCGGCGAGAAGCCGUGGUCGACUACAAGCAUGGGAACAGUAGCCGCUGCUGUGGGCAGGGUGCUUUUGAAGCCCGAUGAGACGAAGAACAAGCCUAUGUUUGUGGCAUCCUUCACCGUGUCACAAUUACAGGUUCUUGAGGAAUUGGAGAAAGCGACCGGCGCGAAGUGGGACGUUCAGAGAAUGACUGAAGAGGCAGCUUUGGAGAAAGCCAAGAGGCUGGAUAACAAGGACCACUCUGAGGGCUUGAAGCUACUCAUUCUGAUGCUGCUCUACGCCGAUGGCACGGACAGAGGCGCGAAUUUUGAGAAGGAUGGUUUGCUAUGCAACAAGCUACUUGAGCUGCCAGAGGAGAAUCUGAGUGAGAUUAUCGCGCGAGUUGUCAAGCAGCAAGCCUCGUAA
Mollisia scopiformis is the source of this 915-nucleotide messenger RNA. RefSeq names its product isoflavone reductase family protein. The record is from RefSeq and is a predicted model, not a curated record. Gene Ontology annotation, molecular function: oxidoreductase activity. The coding region runs from base 1 to 915 and encodes 304 amino acids. NCBI's taxonomy places the organism in Eukaryota, Fungi, Ascomycota, Leotiomycetes, Helotiales, Mollisiaceae. The transcript is spliced from 2 exons.